Molecule: messenger RNA, 1454 nt
Organism: Cavia porcellus (domestic guinea pig)
Lineage: Eukaryota; Metazoa; Chordata; Mammalia; Rodentia; Caviidae
Gene: Nup37
Product: nucleoporin 37
Exons: 11
Coding region: 243-1310 (355 amino acids)
Cellular component (GO): nuclear pore outer ring
Molecular function (GO): protein binding
Source: RefSeq, a predicted model, not a curated record
AUUGCGCGUGGCGUCCCGCGGGUCGUAGCCUGUCCGCGAGACUUCUUCCCGUUGAGUUAGGACCAAGGGAGGGGCGAGCAGGUGAUCUCAAGGCGCCCCUGCUCUGGGAGAGGCGUCGGGGCUCAUUUCUGGGACCUCACCUUCCCUGCUCAGGCGGCUUUAGGGAAGAAAGUCCGGCCCUUUCCUUGAAGUUGUCCAGUGGAAGACUUAUUCUUAAGAGCUGCUCGAGUUUGACCUACAAAAUGAAGCAAGACGCCACAAGGAAUCCUGCAUACACUGUGGAUUGUGAAGAUUUUGUGCAUGUGGUAGAAUUUAAUCCCUUUGAGAGUGGGGAUUCAGGAAACCUAAUUGCAUAUGGUGGCAAUAAUUACGUGGUGAUCGGCAUAUGUACAUUUCAGGAAGAAGAGGCAGACAUCGAUGGCAUUCAGUAUAAAACGCUGCGAACGUUCCACCAUGGCGUGAGGCUCGAUGGCUUAGCCUGGAGCCCGGAGACCAGGCUUGAUUCACUGCCGCCCAUCAUCAACUUUGCCUGCCGCUCUUCACACUGCUGCCGGCUCUUUUCUCAUGGAGGCUGGAGAAUAAAUCGCUCGCCUGGCUUCGGUUCCCUGAGAUUUUGUACAUCAGCUUCUGAUCUGAAAAUCAGGUUAUUCACUUCAGAUCUUCAAGAUAAAAAUGAAUAUAAGGUUUUAGAGGGCCACUCAGACUUCAUUAACAGCUUGGCGUUUGACCCCAAAGAAGGCCAGGAAAUUGCAAGCGUCAGUGACGACCAUACCUGCAGGAUUUGGAACUUGGAAGGAACGCAGACAGCCCAUUUUGUUCUUCAUUCCCCCGGUAUGAGUGUGUGCUGGCAUCCUGAGGAGAAUUUUAAGCUGAUGGUUGCAGAGAAGAAUGGAACCAUCCGGUUUUAUGACCUCGUGACCCAUCAGGCGAUUUUGUCUCUGGAGUCGGAACAGAUACCGCUAAUGUCGGCGCACUGGUGCCUGAAAAACACAUUCAAAGUGGGCGCGGUCGCAGGAACCGACUGGCUGAUUUGGGACAUCACUCGGUCCAGCUACCCUCAAGAGACGAGACCCGUGCACACGGACCGGGCCUGCGUAUUCAGGUGGUCCGCGAUUAGCGAGAGCUUGUUUGCCACCAUGGGGUACCCUGGCAAGAUGACCAGCCAGUUUCAGAUCCACCACUUGGGGCACCCCCAGCCCAUCCUUGCUGGCUCGGUCGCCGUGGGCUCCGGCCUCUCCUGGCACAGGACGCUGCCGCUGUGCGUGAUGGGAGGAGACCGCAAGCUGUCCUUCUGGGUGACCGAGGUGUGAGGCGAGCUGUCUUGGUCUUUCGGACACUGAACUUUGUAUUUCUACUGUAUAUUUUGGAGAUACUAUUUUUAUAUCAGAUAUACUGUCAAGCUUAGUCGUCCCAGUUGUUGCUUUUGUUAAAUAAAAUUUUGCUUUGAAAAAUCA